AUGGUGGUGAACUUCUUCCACGAGGCGUGGUCCUACGUCGGGGUUUGCGGAUUCAUCGUCAUACUGCGAUUCGUAUGCAAGAUCCAGCAAGGCGGAUGGCGAAAGCUGGCUGUGGAUGACUUGCUGAUGGUCCUCGCGAUGUGCUUCUACGCAGCCGAGACCUCAGCAGCGCACAUGAUCGUGACCUGGAUGGGCAUGGCCAACAACAACAUGAGGCCUGAGUACCGCGCAGCAUUAGAUCCGCAUUCGGAGGAGUGGGCGAUACGAGUCAAGGGCUCCAAGAUGAACAUUGUGGGAUGGUUCACCUACUUGACCCUCUUCUGGCUGUUGAAGUCGUGCUGGACUAUCUACUAUUCGAGGAUGACGGAUGGUCUCUACCGGAUGGAUGCCCGAAUCAAGAUCGCAUGGACUGUCCUUGCGACUACAUUUCUGGCCUGCGUGUGCGUUAUUGUUUUCCAAUGCCGUCCUUUCAACAAGAACUGGCAGAUCAACCCGAAUCCUGGUAACCAAUGCCAGCCUGCAUACUCUUUCCUUCAGGUUUCCUUUCUCAUGGCCUGCAACACAGUAACAGAUUUGUAUCUCAUGUCGAUCCCAAUUCCGAUCAUUUGGAAAGCGCGCCUCGCUACGAAGACUAAAAUCUCGCUCCUCGUCCUCUUCAGUCUCUCCUGGGUCGUAGUCAUCUUUGGUAUCGUCCGAUGCGUCACCCUCGUCACAACUGGCGAAUACGAAAAGUCUCAGUCCGGUCCCUGGUCUGUCCGCGAAUCCUUCCUCGCCAUAAUCGUUACCAACGCGCCCGUCGUUGUCCCGCUUCUUAAGCGCUGGUUCGACAAAGUGACCGGCAUAGCCUCUACGCGCAUCAAGUCGUCCAAAGGCGGCUCGUACCAGCUCGAUUCGCAGGACCGAAGCAACAAGCCCAGCUCAAAUCUGGCCAGCCGUGAGGAGAAGAAAAAGAAGAAGUUUCAACACCCGCUGUCGCUGCCGAUGACGACGAAGUGGGGAAGUGAUGAAGAGAUCACAGUGGAUCAGCAGAUGAUGGGUACGGGUGGAAGGGCGGUGGAUCAGCACAGGGAUGCGAAGAGCGACGUGUCAGUUGAGGCCGUGGAGAUGAAUGAUAUGAGGCGGCCAGAGCGGUACAGUAAAGUCACAGGGCAGGCGAGGCCUGGUGGACCGAAUGACUACUCGCGGGACAUUGUCGUGACACAGGGGUGGGAGGUCAACUCCAAGUACUAG
Messenger RNA from Alternaria atra, 1230 nucleotides. RefSeq lists its product as uncharacterized. The record is from RefSeq and is a predicted model, not a curated record. Lineage: Eukaryota; Fungi; Ascomycota; Dothideomycetes; Pleosporales; Pleosporaceae. Bases 1 to 1230 code for a protein of 409 amino acids. The transcript is spliced from 4 exons.